Melanotaenia boesemani (Boeseman's rainbowfish) is the source of this 759-nucleotide messenger RNA. RefSeq lists its product as uncharacterized. The transcript is spliced from 3 exons. The record is from RefSeq and is a predicted model, not a curated record. Bases 89 to 685 code for a protein of 198 amino acids. NCBI's taxonomy places the organism in Eukaryota, Metazoa, Chordata, Actinopteri, Atheriniformes, Melanotaeniidae.
GGUGUGUUUAAUGAGUGUAAUUAGUGCAGAGCACAUGUAUAAGAGCAGCCUCUGGCUGCUGUAGGUGAGUUGCUGUUCUGAGGGAAACAUGGUGAUGGAGCUUUCUGGAAGGGUUUCUUGGAUCUGCCUGCUUUUUGGUCUGGCUGCUGGUUUUCCUGCAGCUUCUCCUCCUGCAGCUGGACCAAGAGGCUUCAGCUCCUCUCAAUCUGCCUCCCCAAGAACCUGGUACACGGACAGAACUGUCAAGUUCCCAGUGCCGUCCCAGUCAGGAACGUCAUCAUUUGGUAGCUCCGGGUCUGGGGUCUUCUCUGCUGGUGGUGGAUCCGGGUCUGGGCUCUCUGCUGGUGGUGGAUCCGGGUCUGGGGUCUUCUCUGCUGAGGAUGCUGCACUACAGGUUUUCCAGGACCUGUCGUCCUUGGGGAGCAACCUGCAGGAUGCCCGUCAGAUGAGCCUCGGUGAGGCCUGGAACAACAACAACCAGGUGGCCUUCGGCAGUGUUGCAGGUUAUCCUCAUUAUGCAGUUUCCCACGUCGUCCACUACAACAGCGGCUACCAGCGAGCAAGGGACGGACGUACUGAUCAGAAAUAUGUGGACGAUCUCUCUGGCCACAUUCCUCUACCUGAAAUCCACCCGGGACAAAAGGGUGGAAGUGGAUCUAAAGGCCAGCAGGUCCAGAGAGGAUGAACAUCGACCGGAACAUGUGAAACUGAAUAAAGCUUUCUUGGUUAUGUCAUUGCUUCAGACUUUCGUUUUCUUGU